CGAGUGGCUAGGCCUUAGGAGCAGAAAAAUCAGGACAAUUGAACCAUCUAGAGACAGGCCAUGGGGAUUAAAUUUUGUAGUGGAGGCCGUCUCAUUUCAACUAAAACUAAGAAGAAAGAUAAGAAAAAAAAAAAGAAGAAGUCACCGAAAAAGACAGAUAAGAAAAAGCAAACAAAGGAAGCCAUCAAGAUCCAGGCCUGGUGGCGGGGCACCCUGGUGCGCAGGACACUACAGCAUGCAGCCCUCAGGGCAUGGAUCAUUCAGUGCUGGUGGCGGACCAUACUUAUGCGGGUAACAGAGAGGAAGCGACGGACGGCACUGAUUGACUUUGCAUGCAGAGAGAGAGCAGUGGUCAAGCUCCAGUCUUUGAUUCGCAUGUGGCGCAUCCACUGGCGAUACUGCCAGGGAUGGAGAAGACAAGAAGACAUCUGCCUGAAAACUCUGCAUAUAUGGAUGAACUAUGAGGCUUUUCUCUGUUUGCCUGGGAUCCGUGUCAAUUGCAGACUAGGAUGCCUCAGUUUCCUCUUUGACAAGCAUCUAGAGAGAAUGCCAAUAUAUUUGGCUGACUCUCCUGGGAAAAGUGCCAUGUGGGCCCAGAUGAAGGAUAGAAGGUUGGCCUUAGUAAUGGAUGGUCCUGGGGCCGGGCAUGCUAAUGAGGAGGUGAUGACUCUGGUGACUAGUGAAAAACAAGUUCACAGCACCUCAAUUCUUUCUUUACAACUCCUUAUCCCAAGAGUUGUGCAACAAACAGUGCUCCUUCUUGUUGUCCCUAAUCCCUGGUCUUUUCUCAUUCUCAGUGAUUUUAUCAUUGACCAAGAUGAUGCUAUCAAAAUCUUUAAUUCUCACCUCAAAUAAACUAUCCCUGCUCCCCUCCUCAACCACUCAUAUCAUGGUCAUACCAAAGCAGCACUAUUCAACAGAACCUUCUGUGAUGAUGAAGGUAUUCUUUAGCUGCCCAAUCCAAUAUGGAAGCCCCUAGCCACAUAAGGUUGUGGAGCUCCUAAAAUGUGCCUAGUGUGGCUGAGGAAUAGCCACUUAAUUUUAUUUAAUUUAAAUUUAAUCACUUGUGGCUAAUGGCUACCCCCAUUGAGCGGUGAAGCUCUACACCUCAUUAUUACCAAUAAUAGUUCAAUUUGCUCUAUUGCUUUCUCUAAUGUUCCAUUCUCUAAUUUCUUCUUUUCUACUAGUUUGCCUUUUCAAUAACCUCAAUAGAACAUUUCUUCAGAUGUGAUAAGUUCUUCUGAUCUAUUGACAGUUCCAUUUUUUUUUUUACAGCCAUCACCCCUGACAUGCCCUUGGAUAUUUUUUUAAUCUAGUUCAGACUCUGUGGUUAAUUGUUGUAUUCUCUCCCCUGCACAAUUUGAGUUCCAUUGGUUCUCUACCCCCACUCCCACACAUCUCUCCCUCUCCCCCCGCCCUCCCAUCUCUAUCUCCUCUCUCCCUCCCUCUCUGUAAGCAUGUAUGGGAUGAAUCCAACCAUCUCCCUGUUCUAUGCCUGCAGAAUAGCAGAGCAUAGCUUUAACAAAACAACCAUAAAACAGUCUCAGUCUAUAUUUAUGACUUCAUAUUUUAACUGGACAAAAUUCACAAUAAAUUUCUCACAUGUCUGCA
Messenger RNA from Ictidomys tridecemlineatus (thirteen-lined ground squirrel), 1611 nucleotides. The record is from RefSeq and is a predicted model, not a curated record. NCBI's taxonomy places the organism in Eukaryota, Metazoa, Chordata, Mammalia, Rodentia, Sciuridae.